CCACAUCUUUGCUUCUUCUCCCAAAAUGGCUCCUACAGAUCCCGAAACCUGGACCCAUGGACCCUCCAUCAUCAAGGAGAACGAACUUCGAGAGGUGGCCGCGCUCCUGGGAAAGGGCUUCCGGGUCCACCAUCCCGAUGCCGUUGGGGGGAUUAGUCUAUCCCACAAUCCAAAUCCCCAGAAGUAUAUGGUCAUGCAAUAUCAUUCUGUGGAAAAUGGGUUUAGGUUGCCCCUCCACGGUCUGCUUCGCGAUCUCUACCUCCAUUUCGAAUUUGCUCCGGGUCAAUUGACUGCCAACGCGCACAACCUAUAUCCCCACAACCAUUUCCCAAUUUUUGAAAAGGUCGAGUUCAAGCAUGAGAAAUGGUCACUGAGAUACUUCGUUAUUGAGUUCCCGGCUCACAGCCCCCUUGAUCUACCGGGUGUUGUCCUCCGCCGUUCCAUUUCCCGGACGAAAUUUGCUGCAGCAGAAUUAGCGGAGGGAGUGUACAACACCUUGAGAGAAAAAGAAGGUUUAGUUUCACACCACUCCCUUCAAGAUGCCCAACUGUACAAGAAGGCGGGUUUUUACCACCCCCUAGGUCCUGACCCGUUUCCAUUUGAAUGUGUGCCUUCUCCCGAGAGAUCGAAGGCUCCUUCUUCUGUAGAGUCAAACCCGGCCAUGAGCUCUCCCGGGAAUCAAUUCCAAGGUAACUCCACUGCCUUGGCUAUCCGCAAGCCGACUGUUGCUCUGGAGGCUGUCCCCAUUUCUGCUAUCCCUGGGUUGAGGAGGCCCAUUCCGUCCCAGAAACGGCCACGAGAAGGGGUCAUAGAUGAUGACUUCCUUCCCAAGAAGAGUAAGGGUGGUGGUACUCCUGCUUCGCCCAGCCCCCUGUCUACUUUAGGUAGUCAGAAUACCACCCCCGUUGCUGCACCCGGAGGUUUUGAGCUACCCAACCCGGAUAGCUUGGACCAUCAGGCAGAUGGACUCUCAGACCAAGCACCACUCAACAAGCCAGUGGCGCAGUCUCAGCCUGAGGCAAACAAUACCUCCCCACAAACUGCAACUGCUCCCCCAGAAGUGGAGGAAGAAAUUGAGGGGCAGAAAGAACCAGAGAUUUCUUCUGCGACGGAGAAGGAGGUUGACGCGCAGACGGAACUAGAAACUCCCCCCUUGAAGGAGAUUGAGGUCGAAGAGCAGAGGGCUACGGGAGCUCUUCCAAAAAUGACAAGAAAGCCCGAGAAACAAUCAGAGCCGGAAGGACAGUGCUCUACUCCCACACCUCCAGCCUUCAAUGUCCCCAUCCGGCGUAAGUUCACACCGCAAACUUAUCCCGCUUUCAAGGAAGGAUGGGCUGGGUUCUCUCGCGGUUUGAUCUCUAUGCAGGCCUCCCAUGGGACCAUUCAAGCAAAUCUGGAGAAGAUGAAGGAGUCGUUAAAGGAGCCCACAAUCCCUCAGGCUCGUCUCGACCUGCUUGCCCUCAAUGCUCUUUACUCCAUGGAGCAGGCCCAACAAUCACUCCUCACCCUCACUGAGGAGUACCUGGGUGGAGCAUUAGGGAACUACCGGGCCGUGGUGGCCCUGAAGGAGAAGGAGUUGGCGGCCAGGGCUCUGCAACAGAAAGUUGAUUCUCUAGAGCAACUAGCUCAGGCCCUUCGAGAAGAAAAUGCUCGGCUCAAGGAAAAUAGCUCUACAGAACUAGCAACUGAAAGGUCCAGAGUCCAGUCCCUUCAAGAGCAAAUUGCUGCUUAUAAAAGGGGGACUCAAGAUCUGGAAAUGCAGUUCGACAGAUUCCGGGAACAAAUCUCCAUUCUGGAAUCAAAGGCCUCAGCUUCAGAAGACAAAGUGGGAAGUCUGGAAGCUGAAUUGAUGGAAGCGAGACGACUCGCCCUCGAGAAGUUGAAGGAAGAGAGACAGACUGCAAGCGAGCUCCGGUCAAAGAAGGAUGAACUGGAGAAGGCUAUCGCUGCCCAUCAAGAGGAGGUUGUCACCCUGUCUGCCCGUGCUGAAGCCCUUUAUGAAGAAGGGAAAUUUGACAUGCAACACUGCAUUUAUGAGGCGAUCCGGAGUGGUCUUCCAGCUCACCGAUCCUUGGAUGAUUUCAUCUCAUACUACGGGUUACCUCUUCCUCUUUCUCCCCCGGAUUCUCGUGUGGACCCGGGGUCUUGACUUUAUCUUUCUCUGUUGACUGUUGUAUUUCGCUUUGUAACAUUUAGAUGGCUGUAACUUGAUAACGCUUGAUGUAUUUCCGUCUUCACAGACUCCUUUUAUUAAGCUAACUGUUCUCCUUUUGGGAUUCUUGCUCCGCCCUAGGACUUAGCAGUUUUUUUUUAUCCGCCUAGGCUUUGGGCUUAACUGCAUU
Molecule: messenger RNA, 2342 nt
Organism: Cuscuta campestris
Lineage: Eukaryota; Viridiplantae; Streptophyta; Magnoliopsida; Solanales; Convolvulaceae
Source: the annotation of a GenBank genome assembly